Messenger RNA from Mangifera indica (mango), 2873 nucleotides. RefSeq names its product pentatricopeptide repeat-containing protein At5g65570. Gene Ontology annotation, biological process: RNA modification. Gene Ontology annotation, molecular function: protein binding; zinc ion binding; RNA binding. The coding region runs from base 81 to 2171 and encodes 696 amino acids. Lineage: Eukaryota; Viridiplantae; Streptophyta; Magnoliopsida; Sapindales; Anacardiaceae. The transcript has a single exon. The record is from RefSeq and is a predicted model, not a curated record.
UCUAGUUAAGUAGGCUAAAAUCAAACAAGCACUCUUCCACUAUUUCCUCUUAACAACAAUUUGAUACCUUGCCAAUUGACAUGCAAUUAACUUUUCACAAAAGAGCCGUUGGCUUUUCCCAACUUUUGAAACUUAACUACCUCACAACAAAACCCUUGUCACUUAUUCAACAAUGCAUAGACACCCAAUCCAUUUUAGACCUCAAAAAAAUUCAGACCCACAUCACAAAAUCCGGUUUUACACUCACUUUAAGAGAUAAAUUGGUAGAUGCUUACUUAAAAUGCGGUAGCAUUUCGGAUGGUCGUAAAUUGUUCGAUGAAAUGCCUGAACGACAUAUUGUUACUUGGAAUUCCAUGAUAGCUAGGUAUAUUAGUGGAAAGAAUAUUAAGGAAGCUAUUGGUUUGUAUAGAAUGAUGAUUUUUGAGGGAUUAUUUCCUAAUGAGUACACAUUUUCGAGCAUUUUUAAGGCAUUUUCAGAGCUGGGUUGUCUGCGCGAGGGACAGAGAGCUCAUGGGUUGUCAGUGGUUUUGGGUGUAGAGGCGUCAAAUGUGUUUGUUGGUAGUGCUUUGGUUGAUAUGUAUUCAAAGUUUGGUCAAAUGCGGGAUGCUAAGUUGGUGGCAGAUCAAGUUGUAGAGAAAGAUGUUGUUUUGUUUACUGCUUUGAUUGUUGGUUACUCUCAACAGCGUGCAGCUUGGGAGGCUUUAGCGGUUUUUGUGAGUAUGAUCAAUGAAGGGGUUAAGGCUAAUGAAUAUACUUUUGCAAGCAUUUUGAUUGCCUGUGGAAAUUCAGAGGAUUUAGGUAAUGGUAGGCUGAUUCAUGGACUUAUUAUCAAAUCUGGUUUUGAAUCUGCUGUUGCUUCACAAACUUCACUCCUUACGAUGUAUUCAAAGUGUGGAUUAAUUGAUGAUUCUUUGAAAGUUUUCAAGCAGUUUGUAAACCCAAAUCGGGUGACAUGGACGUCACUAAUUGCUGGUCUUGUGCAAAAUGGUAGAGAAGAGGUCGCUCUGACAAAGUUCAGGCAGAUGAUCUGUAACGCAAUAAAUCCAAAUUCUUUUACUUUAUCUAGUGUACUUAGGGCAUGCGCCAGUCUUGCAAUGCUUGAAGAAGGCAAACAAAUCCAUGCCAUAGUCACAAAAUACGGAUUGGACAAAGAUAAAUAUUCUGGAGCAGCAUUGAUUGAUCUGUAUGGGAAAUGUGGAAAUACAGAAAUGGCAAAAUUGGUUUUUGAUGACUUAACUGAAGUUGAUGUUGUCUCUGUUAACUCCAUGAUAUAUAGUUAUGCCCAGAAUGGAUUUGGAGCUGAGGCACUUGAACUGUUCACUAGGAUGAAAGAUCUGAGACUGCACCCAAAUGAAAUUACAUUUUUAAGUGUUCUCUUAGCAUGUAACAAUGCAGGAUUUGUUGACGAAGGUUGCCAGAUAUUUGCUUCUAUGAAGAGCUGUCACGAUAUUGAACUAACAAGAGAUCACUAUGCUUGUAUGGUCAAUUUGCUUGGACGUGCAGGAAGACUUGAGGAGGCUGAAAUAUUAAUAAAUCAGGUUGAGAAUCCAGAUGUGGUUUUAUGGAGAACGUUGCUCAGUGCAUGUAGGAUUCAUGGAGAAGUUAAAAUUGUGGAGAGAAUUAAGAAUAAAGUGCUUGAGCUUGCGGCAGGGGAUGAAGGAACUCAUGUUUUGUUGUCAAAUCUUUUUGCUUCAACAGGAAAAUGGAACCAGGUGAUAGAGAUUAAAACCGCAAUGAGGGAGAUGAAAUUGAAAAAGGAUCCAGCAAUGACUUGGGUUGAUGUUGAUCGUGAGGUCCAUACCUUCAUGGCCGGGAAUUGUUCCCACCCAAGAUUGCAAGAGAUAUUUGAAACUCUAGAUGAUCUAAUUCAGAAGGUUAAAAUCCUUGGUUAUGUUCCAGAUACUAGAUUUGUGUUACAAGACUUGGAUGAGGUGAGAAAAGAGAGGUCUUUGUAUUACCAUAGUGAGAAAUUAGCCAUAGCUUUUGCAGUAUGGAAGACUAGCAAUCAAACUUCUAGUAUCAGGAUUUUUAAAAACCUCAGAGUUUGUGGGGAUUGCCACAAUUGGAUUAAGCUUGUAUCUAAAGUUGUUAAAAGAGAAAUAAUUUCCAGGGAUGCAAAGAGAUUUCAUCAUUUUAAAGAUGGAUUGUGUUCCUGUGGAGAUUAUUGGUGAUGUACAGGACAUGUCUACUCAUCUGUCUUGACAAGAAAAAUGCAGAGUGAGCCAUUCAUUUUUCAUCUUUAAAGAUUUACUUAGAGAUGGAUUCAAUUUGAUUCGAGCAUUGGGCCAGCUUGAGCUCAGAUUGAAUUCAAAUUGUCCAAUUCAAACUCAUUUCAACUAGUGAACAAUAUCAUCGGAGGACCACCAAUGUGGGAUGCAGUAUCAUUGGUUGAAGAAACAAAUUGAUCAUGAAUUGAAAUGGAGCUCCAACCUGAAAUUGAUUCAUUCAAACCAAGUCGUAAAUUUGAUCCAAGCUAGAUUUACCCAUUUAUGUCAAAAGUUAACCCUCUUGGCAUACUUUUGGUUUUCAUGUUGGAUCGAUUGAUCCCUUUUACAACAAGCUCCAAUACAAUCCAAUGAUUGAUUGACAAUAAACAUUUGCAGAAUUUGAAUUACUGUAACUGUAGGAUCUGUAGAGCAUUCUAUCACUGUAACUGAUCAUAAAAUUCGGACCAAAUGUAAGAAGAAAUUGUUGGAUUCUGAAUUUGAAUUUGAUCCCGAAUUUAUUUUGUUCAUUUGGCUUGAUUCUCCUGACACAAAGCAAAACAAUAACCCAAUUAUGGUAUACAAUCUAGAAAUGUUUUUCUAUACCGUCAUUCUCGUUACAGUGAAAGAUCAAAUAGAGUACAAAAGCUGUCUAAAUAUUCAAACAAA